UCCCGGCGUGCCGCGGGCCGCGGGCGGAGGUGGGAAAGGCGGCAAGGCGGGCAGCGCUGUGGAAGGUGUUGGGGCUGUGCGGUGUCGGGGAAGAUUGGCAGUCUGUUUGAGCCGCAGCAGGAUGGAGGAGCCCGCUGGGAGCCUUCCCCUCCGCAGAGACACCCUCCUUUCCGAGUACUGGGAUCACGUCUCCGUAACCAGCCUGGUGGAAGUGCUGAGAUCUUUGGUGGCUUUAACUGACCCUCAGGAGGGAAAGCUGACUCAGUCUCAAGAGAAACUCUGUUUCCAGUUGCCCAGCAAGUGGUAGCUUGAUCAUCAACCACCUGAAUUCAGCGAGGCUCCCUUCAAGCAGUUGGCACUGUCAGGUAUUCCAGCUGCUCCUGAAGCCAGGCUUCAAACCACCCUGUCAUUUACUGACUGAAGGGCCAGCUCUUGCAGGCCUGUGGUUGCAGCCUCUCCUCGUGUCCAUGUGUGACCAUGGCAUGUGCACUAAACUUGCUGGGCAUUUGGAAAACUGUAUUUAGAGUUGUUCUUGGGCCUACAUCAAAGACCUCAGUGGAGUGACAGCUCGAAGAUGGGAGACCAGGAGGCAGGUGAGCCUUUCCUGGGGAUAGUGGCUGGUGGUGCCAGAGACUACGAAGGAGCUCUGCCCUCGGAUACAGUGUCACUCAGCGACUCUGACUCGGAUGACCUGGGGCUGCCGGGUGAAGCAGAAGUUGAUACAGUAUCUCCAGAGGAGCCGUCUGUAGAUGAAGGGGAUUUCAGAUCAGGAGAGACACCCGACUCUUCAAACAGCAGUGACAGAUCUCCUGUCCAGCCAUUCCAUCUGAAGGGCAUGAGUUCUACGUUCUCUCUGCGUAGCCAGAGCAUUUUUGAUUGCCUGGAAGAGGCAGCCAAGCUGUCUGUGCCCUCAAUGCCUGAGGAUAAUGUUGUUGAUGGGAGGUUUAAGCGUCCAUUGCCUCCAAGCACAGUUUCAGGUAGCAUGGUCCCAGAAAACAUGGGAAGGCAAGCCAGAGCAGGGCAGGCUCCCAGAAGCUCUCCUGCAGUGCCUGACUACGUGGCACACCCGGAGCGCUGGACCAAAUACAGCCUAGAGGGAGUUUCUGAGUCCAGUGACAGCACCAACAGGGCUGUGGCCAUGGAAUUUCUGGGUGGUUUGAAGAAAAGAGGGGAGCAACAGAGCUCGGCUGCUCAAGACAGCUACACCCCAUCCUUCAACCAGGACCCUUCCAGCUGUGGAGCUGGGAGGAUUGUCUUCACCAAACCAACUAAGAGAGGUGUUGAUGGACUGGAAAAGAAAACACCAGCAGGGGAGGAUGAUAAGAAACAGAUGAAGACAGAUCUGAAAGGAAAAUCUCUUAAGAAGAGUGAUGACUUGAGAGAAGAAGAUAAGGUUGAGCUGGGGCACUUAGGCAGUGACAGUGGAAAGGCAGCAGAGGAGGAGGAGUGCAUGGUGGAGGGGGACCAGAACACAGAAUAUAAACCUGAUGCAAGGCUUAGUGGUGCAGGUGAAGAGCCAUCCUUGGGAACAGUUGGAUUCCACUGCAGUAAGAAGAAGAGCAGGAAAAAUUUCAGACCUAAAGUAGAUGAUGAGGGGGAGGAGGAAGAAUCCUGAAGGAUGCAGCACAUUGGAGACAUCCCAGGACUUGUCUUGUUCUGUUUUUAUUUUUUUUUUUCUGGUCUGUUUUGUCCAACAGUUUGCAUCAUAGCCACCAAGAACUUUUUAUAUUGUUAGAAAUUAAGCUACCUAAAAUAAACUCCAGCCUUUCUGUUUAUGAGAAGUUCAUGGGCACAGGAUAGUUGCAUCUUGGCAGGAGAGAAUAAAGUGUGCUUUGUUUGCUUGAACAGCUCCCUGGGUCUUGCUCUGGAGCUGAAGUAUCCAAAGAAACAGAAGUGUUAGCUAAAAGACUGCAGGGAUUCCUAGUAACUCCCAGUUUUUGGAAUUGUUCCCAAAUCCUGUGGAAUCCUGGAGAAAAGGUGAUGAGCUCAUUAUGUAGAGAUUUUUAAACAAUGAAAAUAAAACCUAGUCUUCCACUGGAUGUGACUUCUCCUGGCCCUGCCCCAGGAGGGAAAACCCUUUAACUUUUUUGUUUAAAAACACCCUUCUCUCAUUGGCUUUGAGGGUAAAAGCACAACAGUGCCCAGUUAUAUGAUGUGAUGAUUUGCACCUUUGUAUGUCCUUUCCAGGAGGUGCUGCUUCCCUAAUGAUUCUGUAUGUGGAUUGGGGUAUUUGUGGGAAUGAGAUUUAUACCAGAACUGGAGACAUUUUUGUUCUAUCUGAUACAAUAAACUUGUGGUUGUAACUUGGUUUCAUCUCUGAACCACCCUGAGUAAUGAAGCCAUAGGAGUUUUACCAAACAUUUUAUUUGAUUUCAGAACUGUCUUGAAAAUCUUUUAAAGUGUUGCUCUAACUUUGCCAUCUUGUUAACUUCUCCCUCAAGUCUUAUAGAUUCUAAACCUCACAUUUUUAACAUUUUCAAUCAUUUUACAAUGUGUAAUCCUCUCAUAGGAUGUGUCAUCUCAUACAAUGAAUCACAUUGUAAGGAAUGUCAAAUAUGGUGGGUUUUUUCCACAGUAUUAGUAAAUUUAAUAAAUAAAGUUGAAAGAUUAAA
Molecule: messenger RNA, 2612 nt
Organism: Oenanthe melanoleuca
Lineage: Eukaryota; Metazoa; Chordata; Aves; Passeriformes; Muscicapidae
Gene: TSSC4
Product: tumor suppressing subtransferable candidate 4
Exons: 5
Coding region: 575-1615 (346 amino acids)
Source: RefSeq, a predicted model, not a curated record